Molecule: messenger RNA, 1458 nt
Organism: Periconia digitata
Lineage: Eukaryota; Fungi; Ascomycota; Dothideomycetes; Pleosporales; Periconiaceae
Source: the annotation of a GenBank genome assembly
AUGUCAAUGGAAAAUUCUCAACCCAAAGAUGAAGAGCCCAUUCGCCCCGAAACUUCAAGUAUAUCUAUUGCGAUAGUGGGUGGCGGGGUCAUAGGGCUGAUCGUCGCCCAUGGCCUCCUACAAAUCGGCGUCCGGGUUACCAUAUACGAGCGUGCUUCCAAUUUCCACGAGGUCGGCGCAGGCAUAAGCUUCCCAAAAGUAGCCCGCGACUGCAUGACACGCUUGAGUCCCGCAGUCAUUGAGGCCAUGGAGCGCGUAGGCCUGCGGAACAACCACGAAUUCGACUACUACUGGGACGGAUAUCACACCAGACGCAACUCUGCCUCAUCCGACGCCGACCGAAACAUCAUUAAUGACACUGACCCAGAAGGAACAAGCUGCGAUCUUCUCUUCAAACGCACAAACCGCAAACUCGACUACUGGGGCUGCCUCCGCGCCGACUUUCUCGACAACCUCGCUGCUUCUCUUCCCCCUGAUGUAACACACUUCAACAAGCAGUUCACCGCUUAUACGGAUCCCUCCCCUUCUGCUGGACCAGUCACGUUACACUUCUCGGACGGCACCUCCGCAACAGCAGAUGCAAUAAUUGGCUGCGACGGCCUCCGCAGCCGCGUCCGCGCUCAACUGCUCGCUUCCACAGCACCAGAAGCCAUUCUGCCCACAUACUCGCACCAGCGAUGCUACCGCGCCGUAGUCGCGCGGUCCGCCACCGAAUCCGUAAUCGGGCAGGAAAAAGCGAGUCGUAGAUGCGCGCACAUCGGACCCGGAGCGCACGUAAUGAGCUACCCCGUCAACGACUCCCUAGUCAACCUGAUAUUCUUCCACGCCGACGCCAAUCCCUGGCCCCAUACUCGCCAUCUCACGCUCCCGGGGAAACGCGAGGAUAUUGUCAACGCGGUGGAAGGAUGGAGUAGCGCUGUGCGCGGGCUCGUGAGUUUGUUUCCUAAAGAGCCGCUUGUGUGGGGGCUUUUCGAUAUGUAUGAGCAUCCUGCGCCGAGUUAUGUGGAGCCAGGCCAAGGGGGGAGGGUGUGUAUUGCGGGUGAUUCGGCGCAUGCUAGUACGCCGCACCAUGGGGCUGGGGCUGCGAUGGGCGUUGAGGACGCGUUGGCGCUUACCACUGUUGUCAAACUUGUGGUUGAGAAGUUGGAGGUUGCUAGAACGGGAAGCGGAGACGAACGGGAAAGUCUGGGAAGUUUGAUGGAGGUUAAAGCUAAGUGUCUUGCUUCUGCUCUGAAAACUUUCAGCGAUGUGAGGUACGAGCGGAGUCAAUGGCUUGUGAAGAGUUCUCGCGAAGGAGGGUUGAUAUUCAAUUGGCGGUAUCCUGGGAGUAUGGAUGAUCCUGUUGAAAUUCAGAGGGAGUUGGACGAGAGACUCGAUAAGAUCUGGACCUUUGAUAUUGAAGGCAUGGUGGAUGAAGUGCGGAGUAGAUUUUCGGAUGCGUUUGAUGGGGUGAAAUGA